UUCCCACUCCAAUCACCAAUGCCUCCCAGGAAGAAGAAGCCCAAUCUACAGCCUUCCAAGUUCGGCAUUCAGCACUUCUUCGAUCGCGCUUCUCAGAAGCACUCGCAGUCCCAGCCGCAGCCACCACCCACCGCCGCCACCGCCACCGCCACCACCGCCACCAGCAAUGCAGAAGCAGAACCCAACGACGUGUCUCCGCAGACGCGCUUCAAAUUCUCACCUGGAAUGUUGGUGCGGCAGAGCCAGGACGACGGCGCCGACGAGGUCACGUGGAAGAUAUCUCCCGUCAACGAGAGGCUCCAAGCGGUGUCGAAGCACACGCCGGAAGUCAUUCAAGCCUUGGCGGCGGGCUCUUCCAAAUUCAAAUUUUCCCCAAUUCGCACCGACAAGGAGACUUGUCUCAAUAGGGUUACUUCGCCCAUUCCCAAGGUGCCAUUGAGCUUCAAAAGGAGAAAGCCAGCCCCCGAUGAUGUGAGUGGACAGAGUCCCUUCAGAACUCCGCCGUCCUUGUCUUGUCGCCCUGACAAGGUGCAGCUUGCCAAGGAUGUUGAACGUAGCGGACCGGGUGACCAGCUUUUUUUAAGACAGAACAAGAAGGCGUUGCUUGAACUGUUAGAUCAAGUUGAAGAUGCCAUUGGUGAUGAUGAUGAUUCAGUUUCUAAUAACAACACUUAUUCCUUCAAACCUCAAGAUCAAAUUGCAAAUGAGCUCCCUGUCAGAGUCAACCCUGCAGUAGAAAGGACCACAUCACAUAUACCUAAAGAGGUCUUUGAUGUCUCGUCCAAUUCUAAUUAUUUGGUGUUGGAGGUAUCUGAAAAACAUAGGUCUGCUGAUUCAUUUGGUGCUCAAUGCUCAUACAAGGUGCUUCGUUUGCUAAACGAACAAACUGGGGAAGAGAGGGCUGUAAACUUACAGGAUGAGUGGUCUUAUAGUGUAAUUGCACCUGGAGAUACUGUGCACAUAAUUGGUCAAUUCGAUGAAGGGGGAAAUUGUGAUAUUGGUCAUGAUAAUAACUUUUUGAUUGUACAGCCAGAUAUUCUAGUGUCUGGAACACGGGUUGCUGGCAGUUUUAGUUGCCCAAGGAGAACUGUCUUAGAUGAGAGGCUAAAAUACAAUGAUUACUCAAUUGCGGCAUUAACGGGAACCAUGCUGCACCAAAUUUUUCAGGCUGGGCUUACAAAUGACAAUCCUACGGUAAAUUUCAUGGAAGAUUAUGCCGAAGUGGUGUUAAAGAGAAACGUUGAAAGUUUGUAUGCAUGUGGAGUAAAUGAAAAUGAUGUUCGCAAAACCUUGAGUGAUGCUAUCCCUAGAAUAUUAAGUUGGAUCAUGCAGUUCAAAAAUAUUGAGGAAAGAGAAGAUCCCAGUGUCAAUUUUGGAUUUGAUGAUGGGCCAAAGAAUGUUAGCAUAUCUGAGGUAAUUGAUAUUGAAGAGAUGGCAUGGACUCCAAAAUAUGGUUUGAAAGGGAUGAUUGAUGCUUCGGUCAGAGUGAAAAUUCAAUCACAAACAGAUGAACCGCAGGAAAAGAUCAUGCCAAUAGAGUUCAAAACCGGAAAAACACCUAACAACCAGUCAUCAGUAGAACACAGAGCCCAAGUAAUGUUGUACACUCUCCUGAUGUCUGAAAGGUACCAGAAAACUGUUGAUUCUGGUCUUCUAUAUUAUCUCCAAUCUGAUCUGACACAGGGCAUUGAGGUUCAAAGAUCUGACUUAACUGGGCUAUUAAUGCGACGGAAUGAACUAGCAAGUGAUAUUCUUAAGGCAUUAAUUUUGCAACAACUGCCUCCAAUGUUACAGAGUCCUAGCAUUUGCAGAGGUUGUCGCCAUCUUAAUGUGUGUAGCAUUUAUCAUAAGGCACAUGGUGGAAGCACUGGGAGCAGUGGAUUGGGAGAAGUUUUUGAUUCUCUUACCAACCACAUGACAUCUUCGCAUUCUAAGUUCCUCAGCCAUUGGGAUCGUUUGAUUGACUUAGAAGCUAAAGAAACUGAGCUUUUAAAGAAAGAGGUGUGGCAAUCACAAAGUUUAAAAAGUCCAAACGGUGGUGGCCUUUCUUCUAUUGUUCUUGAUGCUUCACAAAGAAUACCUCCUCAGAAAUCCCUUAAAGAUAAUCAUUUCAUUUAUCGUUUUGUACAACAAGAUUCUACCUCCAGCCUUUCUGAAAUAUCUGAUGCCUCUUCUAGUGCCUCGUUGAAAAAUGAUUUAGAUUUCACACUUCGAAGUGGGGAUCAUGUGAUACUGAGUAAUCAAUCUACCCAUCAAAUGAUUGCAAAAGGGGUGAUAUCUGAUAUUAGUCCGAUCCAUGUAUCUGUUUCCUUUUCUAAGCGUUUACGAAUUCCUGGGAGUUCUUCCACUGCACAUGAUCUUAUUCAGCAGGUUUGGAGAAUUGUAAAGGACGAAGCUGUGACUUCAUUUGCAAUUAUGAGGUUUAAUCUUGUACAACUUUUUCUACAAAAUGAUCGAAGUGCUCAUCUGCGGAGGAUGAUUGUUGACCUUGAGGCUCCUAGAUUUGACACUGGAUCUGUACUUAGCCAGGAUCCAGCAAUAUCCUAUGUUUGGUCAGAGAAGAGUUUGAAUGAUGACCAACGUAGAGCAAUUGUUAAGAUACUUACGGCAAAAGAUUAUGCACUUAUAUUAGGGAUGCCUGGAACAGGGAAAACAUCCACAUUGGUCCAUGCUGUGAAAGCCUUGUUGAUUAGAGGGGCAUCCAUUUUGCUAACUGCCUAUACAAAUUCUGCUGUUGAUAAUUUGCUCAUCAAAUUAAAAGCACAGGGGAUUGAUUUUAUACGAAUUGGAAGGCAUGAAGUAGUGAAUGAAGAGGUCAGAGGACACUGCCUUUCAGCAACGAAUGUACAAGGUGUUGAAGAUAUCAAAAUAAGGUUGGAACAAGUCAAAGUUGUUGCAGUUACUUGUCUGGGCAUUUGUAGUCCCUUGCUUGCCAAUGUGAGGUUUGAUGUAUGCAUUAUGGAUGAAGCUGGACAGACAACUCUACCAGUUUCUUUGGGCCCUCUAACACUUGCUUCGAGGUUUGUACUUGUUGGGGAUCAUUAUCAAUUGCCACCAAUUGUCCAGAGUGCAGAGGCCCGAGAGAAUGGCAUGGGGAUAAGUUUGUUCUGUAGUCUCUCAGAAGCACAUCCACAGGCUAUUUUAGCUUUACAGAGUCAGUAUCGUAUGUGUCAGGGCAUUAUGGACCUUUCAAAUGCAUUGAUAUAUGGUGACAGAUUGAGGUGUGGUUCAUUUGAGGUAGCUAAUGCAAAACUUGAGUUUUCAGGCUUAAGCUGUGGUUUGCCUUGGCUAGAAGAUGUUUUGAAUCCUCGAAGACCUGUGAUAUUUAUUGAUACUGACAAUUUGCCUGCUUUAGAGGCAAGAGAUCAGAAGGCUGUAAAUAACCCUAUUGAAGCUCACAUAAUUGCCGAGGUUGCAAAGGAAUUGGUAAAAAAUGGAAUCGGAACAGAACGCAUUGGCGUUAUUACUCCCUAUAAUUUACAGGCAAACCUCAUCCGGCAUGCUGCUUGCAUGACUUCCUUGGAGAUACAUACCAUUGACAAAUACCAGGGUAGAGAUAAGGACUGUAUAUUGGUAUCUUUUGUAAGGUCUAGCGAAAACCCGACAAGCUGUGCUGCUUCCCUGCUUGGAGACUGGCACAGGAUAAAUGUGGCUCUUACACGUGCUAAGAGAAAGUUGAUCAUGGUAGGUUCUCGGAGAACUCUAUCAAAGGUUCCUCUACUGAAACUUCUUGUUAAGAAGGUUGAGGAGCAAUCUGGAAUUUUAAGUGUGUCUAAGAAGGAUAUCUAUCGAAAAGGUGAGCUCAAGAGAUGUUCCCAAAUUAGAUGAUUGAAAAUAUUUUUACCCGUAUUUUUAUGGGUUAUUGUAUCAUCAUACAAAUCGCAUGUAUGAUGUGAUUGAUUAGGAAAUGUAAAUCUAUACUAUAUAAAAGGAUUUUUUUUUCACUUUUCUUUUUUAAUUUUUGCUUUUCCGAAAUUAAUAGUAUUGGUUACAAGUUGAAUAAUGUAACGAAGUGUAAAAUAGAGAAAGAUAAACAUUAAGUAAUAAUUUUUAUAUAUUUAAUUGUAGUUUUCA
Cajanus cajan (pigeon pea) is the source of this 4074-nucleotide messenger RNA. RefSeq names its product DNA replication helicase. Lineage: Eukaryota; Viridiplantae; Streptophyta; Magnoliopsida; Fabales; Fabaceae. The record is from RefSeq and is a predicted model, not a curated record. Gene Ontology annotation, molecular function: single-stranded DNA helicase activity.